AUGAGUGGCACAGGACUCGGAUGGCCCGCUUUAGUGCCACCAUACCGCAACCGCCUUGAAGAGUGGUUUAGCACGCCUGAGAAAUUGCAUGCCUCAUUCGACACGAGGGAAGAGCUUGUAUCAUUGCUUAGGGCUUGCGAUAACACGCUUCUUGAAAGUAGCCUGCAGUUGAUUGCGGAUGCACUUCUUGAAUGGCAUGCAGACAAUGCUCGCACAGUUGCGAGUGGGCGCAGGGAAUCAAGGAGGCGCUUGACAGAGUGCUUGCCCAGUGUCCCGGGAACUGGCCUUAGCUUGCAUGAGCAUUACAAUCAGAUUGCACUUCAGAGUCCACUUGCGUUGCUUCCGGUUCUUCGCAAGCGGAAGUUAGCUACUGAUAGGGUCGUAGAUCGCGGUGCCAGGGCCACUGAGGAGAUACGGCUUCGGCAGGAGUAUGCAUUGCGUCUUGCAGCCAUCAUGCAGGAGGCGCAACUGCCGGUGUGCAAGGUGCUUGCAGGGGUCAGCAAUGCAGAGGAAGCUUGGCCACGGCUGUUCGGGACCCGUCGAUCCAAGACAUUGAGAAAUCGCUUUAGAGCUUGGGACAAGUUUCGGGAAUGGUUGCUUUAUAGCCGUGGCAGGAGCUAUCCGGAAGGGGUAGCUGAUGUGCUAGAUUAUGCCAAUGAACGAUUCCAGGAAGGAUGUGGAAAGACAGUUCUCGAAAGCCUGCAAGCCUCUCUCAGUGUAAUUGAAGGUGUAGGGCGCGUGCCGUCUACGCAGCAGAUAUCUCAGGAUCCCACAUGGCAGGCGCAGCUCAAAAGUUACACAGCCGAUUUGGUUUCGGCGGCACCGCCGGAGCAGCCAGCCAGCAUGCUCACUGUUGCUAUCGUUCUUGCAUGUGAGAUCUUCGUUUGCACGCCCGGGGAGCCUAGUUACUUGAGAGCAUUGGGCUUUGUCUGCUUAUUGAUGGUUUGGGGAUCGCUUCGGGCUGAUGAUGUUCAGGGGCUCUUGCCGCAGACCAUGCUUCUGGACGAGCGAGGGCUUAGCAUUGAUCUCGCGCGGUCCAAGACUACAGGGCCCGACAAAAGGACCCACACCGUCAAGGUCUUCGUGGAACGGAGUAUCUCUCUGACAGGGCAUGAUUGGCUGAAGGUCGGAUAUGCACUUUGGAAGGAUUUCGAUUUUGAGAGGGAUUAUCUGGUUUUGAAGGCCAAUGAAGGUUUCACGGAACCCCUGGAGAAGUCGGUGCCUUCCUCCACGGUGGCCCUUUACUUCCGCAAAGUUCUCAGUGAGUUGAAAACGCCCAAGCGUGAGGGGCGCACAUGGAAGGCCAAUGAUCAGCGUCCGCUGCUCCCGGGAUACACUUCCAGUCAUUUUACGGGACAUUCUGCGAGGAACUUCCUUAGCUCGGUCGGAGCGGCCAUCGAUGUCGACCCCAGGGAGCUUGAUUAUCUGGGUCGCUGGAAGGUAGGUGGCGAAGGUUCUGCAACCUACAUUCGCACUUCUAGGCAGGUUGUGCAUCGUCUCCAGAGUCACAUUGCUUGUUCCCUUGUCACCGGACAGCCAAAGCACUACAUCGAGGUGGAUUCCAUCAAGGCUUUGACGGAUUAUGCAGCUAAGGCGGGGGAGAGCGAAUCUCAGGUUCGUCGCCGUCACACCCUCCUCGAGGGAUCCAAAGGCUUGGGCGGGUCGUGGCCAACUCUGGCAUUGGAAGUGGGUGUUGCGGCACCACCUUCUCCAGUCGAGCAGGUUUCGAUGCCAGGCAGCCGGGGGGAUUACUUCAUCGUUACCUCUCGCACCACAGGCCUGAGGCGUCUGCACAUGUUGGGCUGCUAUGUCAAGCCUGAGAAUUGUUAUGAUGUGAAAUUUGUCAGUCAUGUCGGCGCGGAGGACGUCGAUAACAUUUGCAAAGAUUGCAAAGCAAGAAUGAAGGCUCAGGCCGGAGAGGAGGAAUCAGACCCCUCCAGCAGUGACAGUGGGAGCGAGUCGAUGCGAUUCCAGGCAAUCGCCGAUUCCCGGCCGGAAGCUCGGGCUGCUGGGAAGGCGGACUUUGGUCUUGAUGAUGGGGCUGCUGAUGGGCGACAACAAAUCGCGGGGGUCGUCGCUGCAUGGGAACUUGCACGCGACGUAAUCAGCAAAGAGACGGAAACACGAGCAGAGGCGAAAGUGUUAGGCCAGCCGCGAAUCUUGCAAGUCACAGAGAGGCAAGCAAUGCUCAAGGCGGUAGCGGCCGUUCACGGGCAGCUGGGAGAGUCGGAGACUCCAUCGUCUGAGUACCUCGCUCUCAAGUGCGAGGAGUGCGAAGCCAAUGAGCCUCAGGCUUCAACCUUGGAUGCCAUAACUUCGAAGAAGAACACGCUCACCACGAGCAUCCAGUCCAGCCUUGACGCUUCGGGGCGAAUUCAUAUUACUCAGCACAAAUCCAAGAGCGAGCUCCCGACUACUACAGAAGCUUAUCGCAAGGUCCUUCGCGUGGAAGCUUUCACGUGGCUAUGCAUGGCAUCCCGCUUUAAAUCCAAGCAGUGGCUUCAGGAUCUUAAGCUGUCUGACUUCGACCACUUCGUGAACUACAUCCUUGGCGAAAAGGUCGCUCAGCUCUCAGUGCCUACGUCUCAUCAGCCAGCCGAUGAGACCUACUUCACGACGCCGCUCGCCUUGUCCAUCAUUGAGCGACCACGCAAGUGGCACAAAGGCAAGGGCAAGGGUGAUGUGGGCUCUUACCUUCAGUCAUUGGGCAAUGUCACUAAUCUUCUUCAGUUCGAUCUUCAGCGCUCCACGGAGCAUGACUUGACUAAGGAAGGCUUGUGGCAGCACAUCUUUCAAUUGCUUGGCGAAGGGGAUUGGAUCCUCAUUGUGGAGCAGGCUAAUUAUUUUCUUGAUCAGACCGUGACGGCAUGUCAACUUGCAUGGCAGUAUGUCCUGGAGCACCCGGAGGAUCUCGGCGCAACGCCGGAUCACGAGUUACCGGCUUCCAUCUGGCAGCUACCAGCUCUGCGUGAGCUCCAGGUUUCCACUCAGGCCAUCACUUUUGCUUUCUUUCAAUGCAGCUUUGAGGCUCCCACUUCCAAACCCACACGCCUUCUCACUAAUCUACGGGCCUUUGUCGAGCAGCCUCCGCCUUUUGCUUCCUGGCCACGCUUCGACUCCAGUGAUCGCUACGUGGGGCCGUUGCCGCCACGCUGCCCGCACGGGAAACAUGACAAAGUACUUGCAGGCCGGGAAGGCUCCCGCUGGGCGACCGAGUCAUCAGCAGCCUAUCCUCCUCUGUUGUGUGAGUGGCUUGCGCAUGCUGUGCUUGCUUCCGCUUCGCAGGGGGGACUUGGGUCAGCGCCGCACAGCUCCGUUCCAGGUGAGGCAGGUCCAAUGCAGGAAUCCCACGAGGCGACGCAGGAGGUGCAUCAGGAUUUAUGUGAAGUGCCGCAGGGGCUGCACCAGGUGGUUUCCGAUAGGGUAGAGGCGGUUACUGAUAGGGUAGAGGCGGUUGGCUUGAUCGAGUCGGAAGCACCUCCUUCCACUUUGUUGCCGUCGCCAGACUCUUCGGGGCAUGCGAUGAGGCUCUCGCGUUUCUUCGCGGGCAUGGUUUCGUCCUUCCGGGCGAAGAGCACAGUGUUGAUCUUGAGGCGGUCCAGUCAGAUGAUUCGGAGGUGCUGGAGGGGGGGUGAGGUCGAAAGGCCGGAGCCCUUCAAGCAUCAGGAGUGCCACAACAUCGGGCUGCCUUUGAACCUCGAGUGGGAUGGCAAAACUCAGCCGAUCACGGAUGGCUUUGGACUCUGCUCACCCACUAGAUGGCCUCCGGAAGCCAGGGGGGGCCUGCUGCCCAAGCAGGCUUUGGAGUUCGCCACUGCCAUGCAUCAAGUGCUUCGAGACUUUGUAGCGGACGUUGUGCCUGAUAUCAAGCGCACGGCGAUGGAGCUUGCGCUAGGCAAGUGUACGGAUCUUGAUGUGGUGCCGAGUGGCCAGCCAUUCUUCUUGCAUGCUGAGGACUCCUAUGUCAGCGGGGUCGCGAUCGGUUAUGACUGCCCCGUCGCCGCAGCAAGAUCGGUCAAAAGAGAAGGCGUGGCCUUCCGCACUGAUGCAAAGUGCGCGGACGGGUACGUGGUCCUUGGGGGUUGGGAUUGCGCAGGCACAACUCAGGAGUCCAGAUGGUUCUCACUUCGACUUACUCCCUCAGAGGCCCCUUACCUCUUCGACUCAGAAGGUCACAGUCAGUGGGCUUCGGCAUCGGCUGAAUUGCUGGCCACGCUGGCUGCACUGCACAUCUUCGGUCACCUUGAAGCCGGGCCAACUAGGCGUUUGAUGAAGGUUGAGGUUCUAGCUCAGACGGAUAAUAAGUCUAACGAGGGCUUGACUCGCAAGGGUUCUACAACGCGCUGGCCCUUGCUCAUGGUUAACAUGCAGCUCACCCAUGUUCUCAUGAAGGCCGGCUUGCGGUUGAACUUGGGAUGGCGUCCACGGGACGAAAAUCAGGAGGCCGAUGAUUUAACCAACGAAAUCUUCGACCGUUUCUCUGAGGAGUUGCGGGUCCCAGUGCAGUACUCCGAAUUGCCGCUUUCCUUUCUUCACACUCUUUACGAAGCCAGGCGUGCACAGCUGAGCAGCCGUGAAGUGGAUUCCAUCCGCGACACGGUGCAAGAAGGCGAUCGACUUGUAAAGACGGUGCAUGCGGCUAUCAGCCAGCUUGAGUCGCAGGGCCACGUCUACACGAUGCAGCUUCAACCGACCAUGGUCGGGAUCAGUUCCCAGAACCGCGACGGGAGCGGGAUUAAUCCCGUAGAUGUCCACGAUCUUCUGGGCGACAUAGUUCAAGCCGGCUGGCUUGAUGCCAGGGUCCAGGCCAUCGCCCAUGAGCCAACUGGGCAAGAGGACAUCGAUUGGAAUGUCCGUCUCUUCCAAAGCAUGCAUGAUCGCUGUGGGCCCCUGGAGCCCACGAUGAUCAAAGCACUCUCCCUGGCAGGGUCACACACAAACUCGGUCUUGCGGUGCUUCCACUAUGAGGUCAUGCAUGAAGGAGACGAGACCGUGUGUCAUGAUGGAAGACUCAGCAUGGAGCUGCUUCGGAAGCACGAUCCGGACUUCGCGAGGGCGGUUCGCGAAGGAGUCGUUUGGAAGAUCUUGUCAAAGCACGUCGCUGCCCAGCUGCCGCAGCUGUUGGGACUUGUCCAAAGGAUGGGAAACGCCACACUUCACCGUGGCGAACACGAGCUCCAACUGAUGAGACGGCUGCAUCAGACUUGGGUCCAGAUGAGCUCUCAGGGUUCUGUGGACGUCCUGGCACUGAAGAGCAAAGUCACCACGGGGAAGUCCGUGCAUGGCAAGUCCAUGCCGCAUCUUUACAGUUUCGUGUUGAAGACUGCGGGUGGCACAGAUCCGUUCUUGCUCAGCACACGUUCAUUGGGACCUGGUUUCUGGGAGAAGGUCAGUGCCGAUGUCAAAGGUUCCAACCAAUUCCCACGGUUCCGGCAUGCCAUGGUGAAGCUUGCAUACUGCAAAGAAGCUGUGGGGUCUGCCGAGUGCAAGAAGAUGUUGCACAAGGAUUCAACGGCCUCUGUCAAGGAGGCAGACACCAUCAUGAGCACGUGGCGAAAGCUUGUGACGGCCCUGCCGGAUGGUGCAGAGCUUCUCAUGAAACCCGAAGUGCAGACCUGCUUGUCCUAUGGGGACAUGUCCUUGGCUGCCUUCACCCUGAAUGUGAUGUUGCCCGGUGAAGACUUGAAGAAGUAUAAGACAAGCCAAUCCCUCGCCCAUGACCUCGUCCUGAUUUUGGAAGGCAUCCUCAAAACAGACCUGAAUGGGCCCUGGGCGGCACACAAGGUCGCAGAUUCGGGUGAGGCAUCGGGUUCCAAACAGGUGGGAGCACCCAUGGCCAUCAUGAGGGAGCUGAGCUCCGACGGCUCGGUGAAGGAUUCAGCGGUGAUGAUGGCCGAGUCCGGCUUUUCAGUCGGCCAAUAUGUCCGUCGCAAGGCGGAUCAGGAAACUGGCCAGGUGACGGCGAUCGAGCUUGGCCGUGUCAAGCUGAAGCAGCCCUCGGGGUCCGUAGUGCGGGUGUCGAUCGACAGCUUUCUCGCAGGCCACUGGCAGGUCUACACACCCAAGCCGGAACCCCAGACGGUGGAUGACUUGUCAGUGUAUUCGCCUUUGAACUUCCCCGAAUACGAGCGACAGAUGCUGUUGGCAUGCUUGUACAUGGACAUGCAUGAGCUCAUGCAAAAGCACGACACGAAUCCCAUGCUGCAGAAGCUCAGGGUCACUUUGAAGCCUCGUAAGUCAGUCCAAGCCACGGCAUUCAUCCCGAAAAACAAGCUCAUCAUGGUCCCCAUGGGUUUGACGAUCAAGCACGGUCAGAAGAAGCCCGAGGAUGCGAUUUUCGAUAUCAUCACCCCCAUGAGUGACUACUUCUUCUGGAUUGUUUCGUUCAUUCAGAUUCCGAAAGCCGAAGGGGAUGCUGGCUUCAUCAAUCCUGCAUUCCUUGUGCAGCCGCUUCCCGUGAGUGACACUUGGAAUUGCGAGGUUUCGCAUGUCAAGUCCAAUCGAGACAAGAAGGUUCAACUCCCCAUCCUCAAGAACACCCUGGACCUGCAGCAGGACGAUGUGCUGUAUAUGCCAAAGGCCGAGAAGACUGUGCACGUCGAGGCCUUGCAGGUUGACACCCCGCCAAGGAAGCGAAUCUGCUCCAAGAAGCCGGGAGACUCCUGA
Symbiodinium sp. CCMP2592 is the source of this 6666-nucleotide messenger RNA. The record is from the annotation of a GenBank genome assembly. Lineage: Eukaryota; Dinophyceae; Suessiales; Symbiodiniaceae.